AUGUCCACGACACUGUCGCUGGCUGGCGUCGCGGCCGCCGCGGCGCUCAAGGUCGUCAUCGCUGGCGCAGCCGGCGGCCUCACAGCCCGCAGGCUCCGCUUGGACGCGCGAGUGCUCACGGCGCUGUCGGAGGUCAACAAGGAGCUCUUCAUCCCGCUCAUGAUCUUCACGUCCUGCGCCGAGGGCAUCACGGCGUCGAUGCUGACCCACCUGAAGGGCGUUCCCGUCAUGAGCCUCGCCUUCAUGCUCAAUGGCCUCGUGUGCGGACAGCUGGCCGCCCGCCUCACAGCUGCGCCGCGAGCGGCACGUCCAAUCACCACCGCCCUGUGCGGCUUCUCCAACGUGGUCGGGCUCCCGCUGCCGCUGCUGCUAUCCAUCACAGCCGCGGUUCCGGCGCUCGCUGGACCCGCAGAUCCAUCACUGCCAGAGGCGCAUGCGCAGAGCCUCGAGUCGCGCACGCUCUCCUACCUCUUCCUCGUCAACGUCGUCAUGAGCGUGUGCAUGUGGGCGAUCCCGCUCAUUUGUCUCACCCUCGGGGCAUCGCUUUUGGUUGGCCGGGCUGCCGACGACACCACCCCGGUCGGUGGAGCAGGCGAACACGGCGGCGGCGCAGGCGGUGGCGGCGGCGGCGGCGCAGGCGGUGGCGGCGGCGGCGGCGGCGGCGAUAAAGUCGGCGGCGGUGGCGGCGGCGGCGGCGGCGGCGGCGGCGGCAGCGGCGGCCCGGGCGGCCUCCUCUUCUCCGGCGCCACGACCCGGCUUGUGCUCGUUGCAAAGCUGCUCGUCGUGCCCGCCGCAAACCUUGGUGUCGUCCUUGCGGCGUUGCGCCUCGGGCUGCUACCGCCAGCGGGCUCCAACCCGCUGCUGCCCGUGGUGCUGCUGAUCGUCGGCGGCUCGCCCACCGCCAUGAACAUGUCCACCAUCUCGACGCUCUCGGGGGUCGGCCAGCGAGAGGUCGCGACCGUACUUUUCUGGCAGUACUGUCUAGCGGGCGUGACGAUGUCGCUCUGGGCGACGGUGGGGCUGGCCCUCUUUUUGCCCGACGGUGGUGGUGCAGGGGCGGAGGAGAUCGAGCUCGGGAGUGGCGAUCUCUGA
Emiliania huxleyi CCMP1516 is the source of this 1092-nucleotide messenger RNA. RefSeq lists its product as hypothetical. Gene Ontology annotation, biological process: endoplasmic reticulum to cytosol auxin transport. The transcript has 2 exons. The coding region runs from base 1 to 1092 and encodes 363 amino acids. NCBI's taxonomy places the organism in Eukaryota, Haptophyta, Isochrysidales, Noelaerhabdaceae. Gene Ontology annotation, cellular component: membrane. The record is from RefSeq and is a predicted model, not a curated record.